AUGCCUCAGAAACUAAUUCUUGUUCUUGGUGCAACUGGUGCCCAAGGCCUCGCAGUGGUCAAUAAUCUUCUCGCACCUACUCAUAAUGGUUUACCCUCACCAUACGCUGUCAGAGCUCUUUCUCAGAACCCCGAGAGUCUCUGUGCAAAGACUCUGAAAGCCAAAGGCACUGAGGUCAUUCAAGGCGACACAAACGACCUUGCGUCAGUCACAAGGGUGUUGAAAGGUGCAUACAGCGUAUGGGUUAACACUGAUGGAUUCACUAUUGGUGAGCAGAAGGAACUUUACACUGGCAUGAGGAUAUUUGAGCUAGCUAAAGCUAUGAAGAUGGUGAAACAUUUUGUCUGGAGCAGCUUAGACUAUGGUUUUAAGAUUCCAUUUAUCGUGAACGAUGCAGAUAUGACAUGGAGCAUCGUGACUAGCAGGCCUUACAUGGAGAUGCUGAAAAUGCAUAUGUUUGGCCCCAUGUAUGAGCACACCGAUAGCACACUUGUUUUUGCAUCCCUAAUUGGGGAUGGUUAUGUCCCCAUGAUCGGCAUGUCGGAUCUAGGAUUUUUUGCAUGUUACACAUUUGACAAUCAUGCCCUCACCUCCGGCAAGGACCUCAAGAUCACAAGCAAGAUGGUUGGUUGGUACCAUCUAGUCUUGACUUUUAUCAAAGUCACUGGCAAGAAGGCCCGGAAAGCUGGUGAUGGGUCAAUGACAUGGAAGCAGAAUUUCUCUGGAUGGUGGUCCUUGUUUCAUGACGAUGUGUCGAAGAGGGACAUGGAGUGGAUCAGGACGGUCCAUCCACAUGUACACACAUUGGAAACAUGGAUGAGAGAAACAAAGUAUGACAGCUCUUGA
Molecule: messenger RNA, 846 nt
Organism: Heterobasidion irregulare TC 32-1
Lineage: Eukaryota; Fungi; Basidiomycota; Agaricomycetes; Russulales; Bondarzewiaceae
Exons: 5
Coding region: 1-846 (281 amino acids)
Source: RefSeq, a predicted model, not a curated record